Messenger RNA from Juglans microcarpa x Juglans regia, 1333 nucleotides. Its product is annotated as casein kinase II subunit beta-1-like. The record is from RefSeq and is a predicted model, not a curated record. Gene Ontology annotation, cellular component: cytoplasm; protein kinase CK2 complex. The transcript is spliced from 5 exons. Gene Ontology annotation, molecular function: protein kinase regulator activity. The coding region runs from base 289 to 1134 and encodes 281 amino acids. Lineage: Eukaryota; Viridiplantae; Streptophyta; Magnoliopsida; Fagales; Juglandaceae.
UAUAUCGGCAGCCACACUCCUCCGACGAUACGUACAUACCUCUUUAGUUCUUAACGCCCCAUCUCUCUCUCUCUCUCUCUCUGUGUUGAGCAAAAUCCAACGAAAUUAUCUGAAACAGGCCUUGCCGUGCAUUACACAAACCCUAAUUUUUUCGAAGCUCUAGGGCUUCUCUUUGAAGAUUAAUUUGACGCUAUGUCUGUUUGAGGGAGGAUAAUAUACUGAGAGAGAGAGAGAGAGAGAGAGAGAGAGAGGAGGAGGAAGUUUUCGGGGGUGCACAAGGAGGAGGAGAUGUAUAGAGAGAGAGGGGUGGCUGGGUCCAGGUCCAAGGUUGGACCGGUCUCCGAUCGGAAGCAGCGGAUCAACGACGCGCUCGACAAGCAGCUGGAGCGAUCCUCUCCCUCCACUUCCCGGACCGCUACUUUAAUUAACGGCAAGGAUAAGUCCAUCUUCGUGGCCAAGCCUCCACCCGACCAGACAGACUCUCUUGCCAGCAACAACUUCUCCGAUGAGGAAUCUGAAACAGACAGUGAAGGAUCAGACGUUAGUGGUUCUGAUGGUGAUGACACAUCUUGGAUAUCAUGGUUUUGCAAUCUGCGAGGAAAUGAAUUCUUUUGUGAAGUAGAUGAUGAUUAUAUACAAGAUGAUUUUAACCUGUGUGGGUUAAGCAGUCAAGUUCCUUAUUACGAUUAUGCACUUGAUUUGAUUUUGGAUGUUGAAUCGUCUCAUGGUGAUAUGUUUACAGAGGAACAGAAUGAGUUAGUUGAAUCGGCAGCUGAGAUGCUUUAUGGUCUGAUUCAUUUCAGAUAUAUAUUGACAAGUAAAGGAAUGACUGCUAUGUUAGAAAAGUACAAAAACUAUGACUUUGGGAGAUGCCCAAGAGUUUACUGCUGUGGACAACCCUGCCUCCCAGUUGGUCAAUCAGAUAUUCCUCGGUCAAGCACGGUAAAGAUAUACUGCCCCAGAUGUGAAGAUAUCUACUACCCUCGAUCCAAAUAUCAAGGUAACAUUGAUGGAGCAUAUUUCGGAACCACAUUUCCUCACCUCUUCUUGAUGACUUAUGGGCACCUGAAGCCUCAAAAGGCGUUACUGAGCUAUGUUCCAAGAGUGUUUGGGUUCAAGAUUCACAAGCCAUGAUGCAGGAAUUCCAAGCUUCAAUUGGGCUAGCAUUGCUUAGCUUCUGUUUUGGAUUAUUGCCCUAAGAAAUCGAUGGACUUCACACUUACAGCUUCCUCUAUUCUGUAAGUUUUUGAAAAUAACUGUAAAGCCAUUGGCAACCACGUGAAGCAAGUAUUCAGUUUUCAAUUUAGCUGUGCUUAUCAGCGAUCUUCUCUAA